CCAAUGACAAAGCUUUAUUUAUUAUUUUGGAAAAUUUAAAUAAUAUAAAUAAGAAAUAAAUUAUUUAUUUACCAAGAAAAUGAAACACUUAAUUUUUUUAAUUGCACAAAAUCUUUUGAUAACACAUUAAUUUUAACAGACUUUGUUAUCAAGGCGCUAUGAAAAAAAAAAAAAAAAAAAAAUUUAUAUUUGACAUUCCAAUGAACCGGCCAUGUUGGAGUUUCUAACCAUCAUCAACAUGAGACAUAUGCACACAUUUUUAUCACGAGUGUCUGGAGCUGUCUAAAGUAGUCUAAAGUAAAAGUCAUUAAUCCAGAAAUUAAUGAAUUCAUGAGAUAAAGAAAGUUUAUUUAAAUAGUUCAAUAUGCCAAAAGCAGAUAAACAAAUGGAUACUGUUACUGAAAAAUUAACAGACAUGUCUGUUGAUGAUGCAGGUGUUAAAAAAAUGUCCCAUAAGGAAAAGAAAAAAAUGAAGAAAAAGCAGGAAUAUGAACAGACAGUUGAAAAAAUGACAAAACUUGGUGGACAGGGACAUAGUGAUUUGGAUUCAAAUUUUACAGCAUCACAAAGUCAAACUCAACAACGUGGUGGACAACAAUUAGAUAAUGCUGUUGAUAUUAAAGUUGAAAAUUUUACAAUUGCUGCUAAGGGUAAUGAACUUUUUACAAAUGCAAAUUUAUUAAUUGCACAAGGUAGACGUUAUGGUCUUGUUGGUCCAAAUGGACAUGGUAAAACAACACUAUUACGACAUUUAGAAAAAAGAGUAUUUGCUAUUCCUCCAAGUAUUGAUAUAUUGUAUUGUGAACAAGAAGUUGUUGCUGAUGAUACACCAGCUGUUGAAAAUGUAUUAAAUGCUGAUGUUAAAUGUCGUAAGCUACAAGAUGAAUGUAAAAAAUUGGAAGAGCUUAUGGAAAAAGGUGAUGAGACUGUACAAGAUAGAUAUCAAGAAGUAUGUGAUGAAUUAAAAGCAAUUGGUGCUGAAUCAGCUGAAGCAAGAGCCAGAAGAAUAUUGGCUGGUCUUGGUUUUAGUAAAUCAAUGCAAAAUCGUGCAACUAAAAAUUUUUCUGGUGGUUGGAGAAUGCGUGUAUCAUUAGCACGUGCAUUAUUUUUAGAGCCAACAUUAUUGCUACUUGAUGAACCAACAAAUCAUUUAGAUUUAAAUGCUGUUAUUUGGCUUGAUAAUUAUCUUCAAGGAUGGAAAAAAACAUUGCUAAUUGUUUCUCACGAUCAAAGUUUUCUUGAUAAUGUUUGUACUGAUAUUAUUCAUGUUGAUCAACAAAAAUUAUUUUAUUACAAGGGUAAUUAUACUAUGUUUAAAAAAAUGUAUGAACAAAAAAAACGUGAAAUGAUAAAAGCAUAUGAAAAACAAGAAAAAAGAAUUAAAGAUUUAAAAGCACAUGGACAAAGUAAAAAAGCUGCUGAAAAAAAACAAAAAGAAGCUCUUACAAGAAAACAAGAAAAAAAUCGUACAAAAAUACAGAAGCAAGAAGAAGAUACUGGACCACAAGAACUUUUACAAAAAUUCAAAGCAUAUGUUGUUAAAUUUGAUUUUCCUGAUCCACCACCACUUCAACCACCAAUUCUUGGUUUAAAAGGUGUUACAUUUGGUUAUGAAGGCCAAAAACCUUUAUUUAUUGAUGUUGAUUUUGGUAUUGAUUUAUCAUCACGUGUUGCUAUUGUUGGACCAAAUGGAGUUGGUAAAUCUACAUUUUUAAAAUUACUUGUUGGUGAUUUGACACCACUGGAAGGUGAACUUUGUCGUAAUCAUAGAUUGAGAAUUGGAAGAUUUGAUCAACAUUCUGGUGAGCAUUUAACUGCUGAAGAAACACCAUCUGAAUAUCUUCAACGUUUAUUUGAUUUACAAUAUGAAAAAGCAAGAAAACAACUUGGUACAUUUGGUCUUAGCUCACAUGCACAUACAAUUAAAAUGAAAGAUUUAUCAGGUGGACAAAAAGCACGUGUUGCACUUGCUGAACUUUGUUUAAAUGCACCAGAUGUUGUUAUUCUUGAUGAGCCAACUAAUAAUCUUGAUAUUGAAUCAAUUGAUGCACUUGCUGAUGCAAUUAAUAAUUACAAGGGUGGUGUUAUCAUUGUGUCUCACGACGAACGACUCAUCAGAGAUACUGACUGUAAUUUAUAUGUUAUUGAGGAUCAAACAAUCAAUGAAACUGGUGGUGACUUUGAUGAUUACAGAGAAGAACUUCUUAAAAGUCUUGGUGAAGUAAUAAACAGUCCAAGCAUUGCUGCAAAUGCUGCUGUUGAACAAUGAUUAAUCUAAAUUGAUCUAUAGUUUAAUUAAAUAUUUAACAAAUUGCCUUGCAAAUUAGAAACAACAAAGAUUUUUUCAAUUAUAUUUUUUAAAUCAAUAGAAAAAAAUAAAAAAAAUACUGAUAAUAUUUUUAUUGUAAAUUUUAAUAGAAUAAAAUAAUGCAAUCUUGAAAUUUUAAACUCUGUUUUUGUCAUUUGUAAUUAAUAAAUAUUUAAUUAUAACAA
This is a messenger RNA of Aphidius gifuensis, 2493 nucleotides long. Its product is annotated as ATP-binding cassette sub-family F member 1-like. Gene Ontology annotation, molecular function: ATP hydrolysis activity; ATP binding. The record is from RefSeq and is a predicted model, not a curated record. Lineage: Eukaryota; Metazoa; Arthropoda; Insecta; Hymenoptera; Braconidae. The coding region runs from base 365 to 2269 and encodes 634 amino acids. The transcript is spliced from 4 exons.